Messenger RNA from Monoraphidium neglectum, 675 nucleotides. RefSeq lists its product as hypothetical. Gene Ontology annotation, biological process: chloroplast rRNA processing; regulation of mitochondrial mRNA stability; mitochondrial RNA processing. Gene Ontology annotation, cellular component: mitochondrial matrix; ribonucleoprotein granule. Gene Ontology annotation, molecular function: RNA binding. NCBI's taxonomy places the organism in Eukaryota, Viridiplantae, Chlorophyta, Chlorophyceae, Sphaeropleales, Selenastraceae. The transcript is spliced from 2 exons. The record is from RefSeq and is a predicted model, not a curated record. Bases 1 to 675 code for a protein of 224 amino acids.
AUGCCCGCGAUGACUAACAAGGAGUUUGCGCAGAGCGCCUGGGCCAUCGCCAAGAUCGGCCGCCCCGGUGCAGCGCCGCCGCCCUCCUUUGUCGACCGCCUGUGGCAGCAGGCCCACCUGCGCGCCCCCGCCCUGGCGCCCGCCGAGACCGGCCUGCUGCUGUUUGCCGUGUCGCGCCUCGGGCUCCACGCGCCGCCGCAGUGGCUGGCGGACGUGCUGGUGCGGCUGCGCGCGGCGCUGCCCGGGCUGCGGCCCGACCAGCAGGUGAACGCGGUGGUGGCGCUGGCGCGGAUGGGGCGCGGCCCGGGGCCGGAGUGGCUGGCGGCGUUUGAGGCGGCCACGCGGCUGGGGGAGUUCACGCUGCAGGAGCUGGUCAACACGCUCUGGGCCUUUGCCGCGCUGGGCCACGCCCCCUCCCUGCCCUGGCAGCACGCCUGCGUCGCCGCGCUGCGCGCCGCCUGCGCCCAGGCGUGCGGCCUCGCGGCGCCGCUGGACGCCGACCAGGUGGGGGCGCUGCUGGAGGAGGGCGCGCUGCUGCAGGUGGUGACGGGCGCGGUGGCGGAGCAGGCGGCGGCCGACGAGCUGGGCGGCGGCGUCGCGGACGGCGGGGCGGGGGACGGCGGGCUCGAAUGUGCGCUCAGCCUGGCGUUCGAGCUGCCGCUCGGCGCCGCUUGA